Molecule: messenger RNA, 4367 nt
Organism: Loxodonta africana (African savanna elephant)
Lineage: Eukaryota; Metazoa; Chordata; Mammalia; Proboscidea; Elephantidae
Product: olfactory receptor 7G3-like
Exons: 1
Coding region: 3196-4134 (312 amino acids)
Biological process (GO): G protein-coupled receptor signaling pathway
Cellular component (GO): plasma membrane
Molecular function (GO): G protein-coupled receptor activity; olfactory receptor activity
Source: RefSeq, a predicted model, not a curated record
UAGGAAUGUUCUAACUAUGAGUCGGAAUUGACUCGACGGCACUGGGUUUGGUUUUGGCUCUUUUAACUUUCAUUGAUCCUCUUUCCUCUGGCCCCGCCUGUCACUUCCCUUCUGUAAUGAACAACGCCAAGCUGUGCCCAUGCAGAACAAAUCACAACAGGAAAUAUCGAGAGGGUGUAAUAUGUUGAACACUGUGCUUGAUGAGUUUUUCUAUUCAUUUCUCAUUUUUACAAUAUCCCGAUAAUGUUCCAUGAUAGGUCCCAUUAUACAAAGAAGUCUGAGGCUUCCUGAACAGUUAUAAAAGUUUCCUCAUUCACAAAACAAGUGCUAGAGUUGGGAGUAAACUCAGGGUUGUUUGAUUCCAAACCUUCCAGCAAAUGAUUGAUUUUGUUAGGGUUGCUUGUUCUUAUGACCCCAUGCUUAGGGCCCCAGGUUUCCUUGUUGGUGAAGCAGUAUUUGUCAAGGGGCAUUUACUCUGAACAUAAACAUCCUAAUGAGCUGUUCACUUGUGAGAUUCCUUUAGAGACCAUUUCUAAAUCAUUGGUUCAUGGAAAUAAAGGGUAAACACAUAAAUGUGCCCAGGACUUAUACAAUCAAUUCUUGCCUGUGUUUGAGAAUCCAGUGAUCAUAUUCUCGGGGACCUCAUCUUAACACAGGAAAUGGGAGUGUUCUGGAGUUGAUCCUGGCACACAACCUUGGGAUUCCCAUAGAAGCCAGUUCCCAAGGCUGCCAGACUCAGGCUUUGAUGGGCUUAACCAGAAACAAAAGAAAGGAGGAUAUGACUUUUCAUGAUUGAUUCUCAAGAUUUCUUUUUGUAACAUUAUCUGCUAAUUGUACAAUGGAGACAAUGAGUCAAAACAUGAAAGGAAUAGGGAAUGCAUCAAGCUCCUAAGUAGAAAGGGAUAAAUUAUUUCCAUAAUCUGCCACAAAAAGGUAGGAAGGGAGGGACACAUUUUAGUAAGAUACCUAGGAAGUGAGUAAAGAAAAGGAAAAGUAAUAAUUUAUUAAUGAAGAUUAGUUAUGGCUCUUCAAAUUUAAAAUCGUAUGGUGUUUUUUUCUAUCACUUUUCAUGAACAAAUGUAAGAGGUAGUUAAACAGAAAAGAGUAUGUGUGUUUAUUUCCUACUUUGCCUGUGUAUGGUAUGUAUAACAUAAGGAAUUUUUAAAACUAAGGCUUUAUUAUCUUGUCCAAUUGAAAUGGACAUCUUAAAUCACAAGUACUUCACACCUUAACUGAUAAGUCUCCUAACACUCAGCAGAUGCCAGGCUCCUUACUAGACAAUUUGUUUUGAUUAAAUGUUUAGUCCUGAAACUAUAAAGGCGUUUGAGGUGUCCAGAUGUACUUUGCUCAAGUUCCUUUUUCCCUCCUAAGGCUGACUUGGCAAACUUCUACUCCCCCUCUAUCUACUACUGUGGGGCCAUGCCUGACAGAAUGCCUGUGUUGUUAGAUUGUGUCUUUCCUACCUAAAAUUCCAUUUAGGAUACACCAACAAAUUAUUUAUCUUUUCUUUAGUGAUUUAAAGACCUCAUGCAUUUCAUUCUUCCUCCCAUUCCUCUGUUUUAGGGGGAAAAAUAAGUGCUACAUGUAAUUUUGAGUAUUGUGAGAAAAGAGAAUCUUAUUGACAUAAUAGCCACAACAGCUUGAGAUUUUAGGGACCAUACUCCAAAACUGACCUCAAGUCUUGACUGUGGGUCCUGCUUUGAUAAUGUCACCUGCUAGAUACUACCUCUGUGGUCAGAGAGUAGGUGACUUUGAAGACUAGGGAAACACUUGGUUUUGUACUCACAUGGAAGUUUUCAAGAGGCAAGCAAUGGAAUCUGUUGACCCUUCUAGUGCCUGAUCCUGUCCUACUCAAAGGUCAUAUCACGUGGUGGUAAGAGGUCCACUCUGAUCUGACAUUCUAAGUUCAAAUGCUUUCACCAGUUCUUACAAGAAGAUCUUGUAUCUUGUAUCCAUAACUUAACCUCAUGUUACCUACUUGAGAUCAUGGGUAAAAUGAAGGAUGAUAGAAGCACCUAAGUCACAGAUCCGUAGAGAGAAUAAAAGGAGUUCAUAUAAAUAACGAGUAUUUUAUAUGCUAAUACUCAGAGCUCUGUGUUAGUGACAUAGUUGUAGAAGUUUAUAAUAGAUAUUAUAUUUAUUACUAUAAUAUCUGUUAAUCAAAUCAAAAACCAAAUCAGUUGCCAUCAAAUCAAUUCCAACUUACUGCGACUCCACGUGUGUCAGAGUAGAACUGAGCUCCAUAGGGUUUUCAAUGGCUGGUUUUUCAGAAGUAGAUCACCAGGCCUUUCUUCUGAGGUGUCACAGGGUAGACUUGAACCUCCAACAUUUUCCUUAGCUGCCUAACCAUUUGUGCCAACCAAGGACUCCUGCUAAUACUAUUAUUAGUUAGAACAAUUAGGCAAGUGUUUUGUGAUGAGGAUCCAAAGAAUGCAAUGUUGAAAUGAAAGUGCAGAACUAAAAGGACAAAUUGUGAAGACCCAUCGAAAAAGGGCUGAGUCAUGGACUUGAACUCCUGAUCCACUUUGUAGUGUGUUGAUGAGCCAGGUCAUUACCUCCUCAGGGACUGCACCAGGUCUGCUCCAACUCUGUGUUCUAGAAUAUUGGUCCUCAGUGUGUGGUUCCCAGGUGAGCAGCAGCAGCAUUUGGAAAUUUGUUAUAGAGGCACACUUUGGAGGCCUAAUGCCCUAUCUUCUCGAUCUGAUACUCUGAAAUUGAUGCUCAGCAAUCAGCAUUUUAGCAACUCACCACCUCGCUCUGAUGCAAGGAAGUUCAAGAACCACUCCUGUAAAAUACACAUUUAAUAUCAUAUGAUUUUGAUUUUCCUGCUAAUUUUCAGAGUUCAGAAAACUCUUAAGAAAAAAAUAUGUACCGCUGAUAUUAUAUUCAUGUUAGUUGGCAAAUGUGUAAAAAGAGUAGGUACUUAAACAUAACUGGAAAAGAUGUGGUAGAGCAGGUGAAAGGAGGACAGCAGAAAUGAGAGUGUAGGAGGAAAGAGAACAGAGAAGGAGAGAGAAAAGGAUAGAGGAGAAAGAAGAGGAGGGGGAGAGAGAAACAAAGAGAGAACCACAGUAAUGAUUUAUAAUAUUAAUUUCAUGUGACAUUAUAGAUUAGAGUGUUUCUGUAAAAUAAGGGACCUUUGUACAUCUGUUGUAUAUCUCGUCUCUAUUCUUUCUACCAGAAUCAUCAACAAACAUGGAAUCAGAAAACCAAACAGGCUUAGCAGAAUUCCUCCUCCUGGGCUUUUCAGAGAAUCCAGAACUUCAGCCCCUUCUUUUUGGAAUGUUCCUGACCUUAUACCUGAUCACUGUGGCUGGGAACCUACUCAUCAUCCUGGCCAUCAGCUCAGACUCCCACCUUCACACCCCCAUGUACUUCUUUCUCUCCAAUCUGUCCUUCACUGACAUCUGUUUCAGCACCACCAUGACUCCCAAGAUGCUGGUGAACAUUCAGACACAGAGCAAAUCCAUCAGUUACACAGGCUGCCUCACCCAGAUCUGCUUUGUCCUGGUUUUUGCUUGUUUGGAUAAUUGUCUCCUUGCAGUAAUGGCCUAUGACCGUUAUGUGGCCAUUUGUCACCCUCUGAGGUAUACAAUCAUCGUGAACCCCCACCUCUGUGGCCUGCUGAUUCUAUUCUCCUUGGUCAUUAGCAUCAUGAAUGCCCUGCUCCACAGUCUGAUGGUGCUGCAUCUGUCCUUCUGCAUAGACCUGGAAAUCCCCCAGUUUUUCUGUGAACUUCCUCAGGUCCUCAAGCUUGCCUGUUCUGAUACCCUCUUUAAUAACAUCUUGCUAUAUUUUAUGACUAGUAUCUUGGGUGGUGGACUCUUCCUUGGGAUUAUUUUCUCCUACAUACAAAUUGUCUCUUCUCUCCUGAAAAUGCCAUCAACAGGUGGAAUGUACAAAGCUUUUUCUACCUGUGGAUCUCACCUCUCAGUUGUUUCCUUGUUCUAUGGGACAGGUUUUGGGGUGUACCUUAGCUCUGCAGCUACUCUACCCUCUAGGAAGAGUGCAAUUGCAUCAGUGAUGUACACCAUGGUCACACCCAUGCUGAACCCCUUCAUCUACAGUCUAAGGAACAAGGACAUAAUGGGUGCUUUGAGGAAACUCAUCUCUAGAAUAUCUUCUUUUCAUUAAUGUUUCACCUGCUUUGGGCUUAAGCUGUUGGAAUAUGCCUGAGUGAAAUAAAUAACACUGAUUCAGAGAACCUGAUUAAGUUCUUUGAAUAGUAGGAGUUCAGAAAUUAUAAUGGUUAAGGGAGAAAAUUUGGAGUCAGAACACUUGGGUUUGAAUUCUACCUCUUCUCUGUAAUAGCUAUGUGAACUUUGUAUAUUUAUUUCAGCUUUCUAAGUUCAGUUGAAAGGUCCCUA